UCCUCCUCUGCUCUGAGCAGCAGUGACAGUGUGUGUUUAUGGCUUGUGAGGUUAUGGCUCUGUUCAUGGACUCUGACUUUUCUUCAAUCAAGCAGGAGCAGCAGGGAGACGUGAUGCAUUUCAAAGAUUUUAAAGGGUUGUUUGGAGAACGGGAUCACUGCAAAGUGGAGGACGUGUACAGUGAGAGCGCCGCGUCAUCUCCAGAUCCCAACAGAGCCACAGGCUCCACAGAAGCUCAGAGGAAGAGGAAGAGGACCAUCUUCAGCCGAGCGCAGCUGUCAGAGCUGGAGCAGGCCUUCGCUGUCACUCCAUACCCAGACAUCACACUGAGGGAACGGCUGGCUGCACACACACACUUGCCUGAGAGCAAGAUUCAGGUGUGGUUCCAAAACAGACGAGCCAGAAGUAUCAAGACCGGUAGACUCUCCAGGUCCACCAAGCUUGUCCUGGGAGGUAGAGUGACCACAGAGUCCUCUCCUGCAUCCAUGACUUUCUCCACUCAAACCACACUGCAAGACAUCUUCAGGCAGGAGCAGAGCCACCACUCCGAGGAUGUUUCGCAAAUCUACUCCGACUGGAUCCAAAUCUACAACAACCCUGUAUCGACACCUCUGUCCUCCUCAUCUCUCCACCAGCAGCCCACAUCAGGCCCCUGCAAGGCUUCACAGGCUCGCCCGUGGGAGCAGGAGGAGCAGCAGCACCAUCGGCAGCAGCAGCAGCAGCAGCAGCAUAUGGGACCAGCAUUCCCAGGUUUUUCAUUUCCCCAGCCCGUCAGCAGGCAGACUCAACACUCCGCCCUGCCCCGCCCAUAUCAGGCUUUCAAGAGCUUCAAGCCUCAGAGCAUUGUUUCAGUAGGGUCUCAUCAGGCCAUGUAUGGAGGCAACACUGGAGGUGGAGGACAUGCCUCUGUGGACCAGGUGGUCCCUUCUCACCCACAGCAGAUGCACUGGGAGGUGAGUGAGGGACAAGGACAUCACCACCACCGCCAUCACCAACGCCAUCCCCACCCACAGAUAGGAGCGCAGACCUCCAUGGGCUACAUCUCAGACCUAAUCUACAACGCUGCCAUUGUCACCAACUUCCUUGAAUUCUGAUGACCAUGUGACCAUGUAUGGUGCGGAAUAUUUUUGUAGUCAGCGUCCACUCCUUGUUUCACAAAAGUCUGUCCUAUGUUUGAAAAACCCCAACAACAACAACCCUGCAGUACAGUUGUAAAUGUGUUGUUAUUGGUUCUUCUUUGUCAUUGUGUUUCCAGUGAUGUGCUACAUG
This is a messenger RNA of Solea solea (common sole), 1269 nucleotides long. RefSeq names its product SEBOX homeobox (gene sebox). Bases 39 to 1094 code for a protein of 351 amino acids. The record is from RefSeq and is a predicted model, not a curated record. Gene Ontology annotation, molecular function: DNA binding. NCBI's taxonomy places the organism in Eukaryota, Metazoa, Chordata, Actinopteri, Pleuronectiformes, Soleidae. The transcript has 3 exons.